AUUCUAACGGACACCUGCUCAACCUAUCGUGGCAUCUGGAAGGAAAAAGUUUUUGGAUGCUUACCUGGUCUGCCGGAGGAGACUGGUGCGGAGGAGACUGAUGCUACAAUUGUUACGAGUAGCAGGAGCAGUCCAGAAGGCCCACCGCCAGAGGGUCCAGUACCUAAAAGGAUCUCUUCUGUCAGGACAAUAAUCGUACCAUUCGUGCAUGCACACUCCUCAUUGAACAUCCCAGUGAGUGUAAAUAGGGCGAACACCAGGAGAGAGAAUAUGAUCGUCAACACCUCCAGCUCAGUAAAUGAAGAUGCCAUCGACACCCGCUGCCGCAGCUGUGAACAUUUCAUCUGUAAAAUCAGUUUUCCCACAAAGGGGAGGAAGGCCGCUGGGCGCUCAGGGAGUCGAUCCAGCAACAUCUCCAAGGCCAGCAACUCUACAACAGGUCUAACUACAGCCUCAAGAACAUCAAUCACGCUGUCUUCUCAGGACAUAUGCAGUUCUAGCCAGCUGACCCAUUUAGAGGAAGAUGUGUCUGAAUCGCACAAACACAACAAGCACACACACACCUCUGUGAUGGCCGUCACCAGCACAACUGUGGGCUCGUCAGCUCAGGUGCAGAAGAAGCAGGUGAAGCGCCGUCACCGCCGCAAGAGGAACAGCUGCACCACCUCCGACUGCUUGGAAACCAACACCAAACAGGAGCAGACCGAACUCAGCGAGUACGGGGAGAAGAGGGAGCGGCAUGUCAAGAACCAGAGAGAGCUCCCACCUCGCCUUCGCUGCUCAGGGGCCCCCCAGUCAGAUUCCACCUCUGAGGAUGAGGCAUGGCGUGAGGCCCGCAGCUGGAGCAAAGAGAAAGCCCGAAGAGUGCGCCGGCGCAGUGGAAGCAGCCGAGAGACGGACGGGGCAAACUGGGAUAAAGGAGGUGAAGACAAAGCCGAGGUCAUGGAGCUGCACUCAGUGGGCUCAGAUGAAGGGAGGGAGAACCGGUCUCUGGUGGAGGACAGCGAAGGCCUUAAAAAGCGCCACAGCAGCAGAGCCUCGAUGAAGAGAGCUGGCCACGUUUCACAGAGAGAAGGCUCACAUCGUAAGGAUAAAGAGAAGUGCUACAAGUCAGGAGACAGCUCCUCAUUGGCAGAAGAUAGUGAGAAGCUCAUCACCAAGAGAUACCAGGAAAAGGGGUCAGGGGGUGGAGACAUGUCAAUGCCCACACCACAGAAAAACGGCGGUAUAAAUGGAGGCCCACUACGGGAGUACUCUGAGGACUCAGAGGUCUGCAGGAUCUGCCACUGUGAGGGGGAUGACGAGUGCCCGUUGAUAAUGCCUUGUCGCUGCACGGGGAGCCUGAGUUUCGUCCACCGGACCUGUCUCAACCAGUGGAUCAAAUCCUCAGACACUCACUGCUGUGAACUCUGCAAGUUUGACUUCAUUAUGGAGACUAAGCUCAAACCUUUACGCAUGUGGGAGAGGCUACACAUGUCAAAGGGCGAGAGGAGAAAGAUCUUCUGUUCAGUGUUGUUUCACCUAAUAGCAAUAGUGUGUAUGUUGUGGUCCGUCUAUGUUCUGGUCAACAGAACCAUGGAAGAGAUCAGACUUGGGAAGAAUGACGAGUUAUGGAGAUUUUCUCUUCUGAAGUACUAUAAGUACUAUACGCCAAAUGGUGUGCUGGAGUGGCCCUUCUGGACCAAGCUGAUUGUGGUGGCCAUAGGCCUCACAGGCGGCCUCAUCUUCAUGUACAUCCAGUGUAAAAUCUACCUGCAGCUAUGGCGCCGCCUCAAGGCCUUCAACCGCAUAAUCACUGUGCAGAACUGCCCCGAGAAAGACCUGCACAACCCUCAGGCCCGACCCAGUGCCUUGCCUAAUGGCAGGCACGAAACAGUGGAGGUUCCAGUCAGUCCGGCCCCCGUCCCAGCUCCAGAGGCACAGAUGGACUCUGACAUGUCUGUGGAGGCUGCGGUUGCGCCUGCACAAAACCCCGUCUGACCAAUUUUCCUCAAGUUCAGAAAGAGUCCUGAACAUCCUGCUCAUCCGACAACCCAGCAGCGUGUGAUUUAGACCUGUGCAGUGUUUUAGUGUUGUACAUCUCAGCUCCUGUGCUGAUCUUGAGACACAACAGACAUAUUUAAAGUCCUUCAGUGACUAGACUAGUGUCUAGUAAAAAACUGAAACACUAAAGGGCCUCAGUGACGUGAAUGUGCAAAGUAAAAAAAAAAAAAGAAUGUGGCAGGCCGGAAAAUGGAGACAAGAGGAGGUGAGGAGAUGUAAAGGAAAAUAAAGCCAUCAGCAAGAGACUUUUGUUAAGACUACAAGUUGUGUGCUAUAUUUAGUUGUAUUCCUGUAUGCACUUUCUUAAA
Molecule: messenger RNA, 2351 nt
Organism: Etheostoma spectabile (orangethroat darter)
Lineage: Eukaryota; Metazoa; Chordata; Actinopteri; Perciformes; Percidae
Gene: marchf1
Product: membrane-associated ring finger (C3HC4) 1
Exons: 10
Coding region: 271-1980 (569 amino acids)
Molecular function (GO): zinc ion binding
Source: RefSeq, a predicted model, not a curated record